Molecule: messenger RNA, 579 nt
Organism: Ilex paraguariensis (yerba mate)
Lineage: Eukaryota; Viridiplantae; Streptophyta; Magnoliopsida; Aquifoliales; Aquifoliaceae
Source: the annotation of a GenBank genome assembly
AUGUCAUUCACCGGAACUUUGGAUAAAUGCAAAGCUUGUGAUAAGACUGUGUAUUUUGUGGAUUUGUUGUCUGCUGAUGGUACAACUUACCAUAAAUCCUGCUUCAAAUGCAGCCACUGCAAAGGAACUCUUGUGACAAGGGCACCAAGCAAACUCUCUGCUUUGUUCUCUGGAACCCUAGAUAAAUGUUCUGCUUGUAACAAAACCGUCUACCCAUUGGAAAAGGAUAACCGCAUUACCCACAUUUUACACACUCAAACAAACAAUAACCCCACCAUGGAUCCUAUCUCUAUACAGGUGACUAUGGAGGAAGAGUCAUACCACAAAACAUGCUUCAAAUGUGCUCAUGGAGGCUGUCCUCUCACACACUCAUCUUAUGCUGCUCUUGAUGGAAUUCUCUACUGCAAGCACCAUUUUGCUCAGCUAUUCAUGGAGAAAGGGAACUACCAGCAUGUCCUCAAGGCUACAACUCAUAGAAAAAGUGGUGUAGCACUUGUCGAACCCGAGUCCGCAGAGGCCGAGACAGAGCCCAAGCCCGAGCCCGAAUCAGAACAUGAACACACACAAGAGCAAUCCUAA